This is a messenger RNA of Acromyrmex echinatior (Panamanian leafcutter ant), 4636 nucleotides long. RefSeq lists its product as uncharacterized. Gene Ontology annotation, molecular function: protein serine/threonine kinase activity; ATP binding; protein serine/threonine/tyrosine kinase activity. Gene Ontology annotation, cellular component: cytoskeleton; cytoplasm; nucleus. The record is from RefSeq and is a predicted model, not a curated record. Gene Ontology annotation, biological process: peptidyl-serine phosphorylation; peptidyl-threonine phosphorylation. Lineage: Eukaryota; Metazoa; Arthropoda; Insecta; Hymenoptera; Formicidae.
CUAUUAAUAAUCGGUGACGUAGAGCAGAUAGAUCUGACGGAUCUCGGCCCGGCAAGUGCCGCUCCCUCGCGGAUGGACGACGCUUCCUGACCUCAGCGACAGUGGGCAAAUCUGCCUGUAUCGUCUCCGGAGUCCGGCGAAGUCAACGCGAACGGAACGCCGUCAUGGAGCACGAAAGUGCGCACGCAGGGAUUCGCCUCACCAUCGACGAGAUGCUUCCGUGACGUCCCGGCGAGCCGGUCGACGGUGUCGCCGUAAACCCGUCGUCGUCGUCGUCGUCGUCGUCCCCUCCCGUCGGGAAAUCACCUCGGAAGGAAUCCGCUCUGUAUAAACCGACAGUACAGUCGGAGUAUCAUAUGAGUCGCGCGACGGCCGCUGCGUAGGACCGUCUAUGUGAAGCGACACAUUCCGCGGCGUGUUGUCUUGUCGAGUGGUGGACGUGCGGGACGGACGGUGUAGCGCGCGAAAGAAAGAGAGAGAGAGAGAGAGUUUUUCGACCGGCACGCUCGCAGCAAGACGGGCUCGAGACGAACGUUCCGAGAAAACGGAAUUACGGAACAAAAUCCGCGGGAGAGAUUCGUAUCGGCGCGUCGCGUGUCGAUCGCGAGGGUCCGUCGAAAAGUCAGAGUGACAGAGAGAGAGAGAGAGAGAGAGGGGGGGUGAGAGAGAGAGAAAGAAAGAAAGAAAGUGAGCUCCGGCUGAGAAGGGGGGACUGCCCCCUCUCUGCCCCGCUCGCGAACACCUGUGCGUGCGGUGUGCGGUGCGGAGUGCGGACAGUCGCAUCCCGACCAGUCCCGACAUCGCUGUCCGUCUCGUGUAGUCGUGUAUAUAUAUGCACCCGCUUUGUAAACUCCAGAGGAGUUGGAGCGCCAUGGGGGAGUCGCCGGAAGCAGCGACGACGAUGUACGCGUCGCGCUGCCGCGCGUUACCGUAAAGAUCCGUCCACGCCGUGUGAUCUUUCCCCGUUCCCUCACCUCCCGGCCCGUUCCGUAAGUUCCGUUGGGGCAUUAACACGGGGGACCGUCGCGCGUUUUCGCCGCGAGUGAGUGUGCUGCGUGCGUGCGUGCGUGAUUCCUGUGCCGGAUAUCAACCCCGCGGUUGGUUGGUCGGUGGUGCGACGGCGGUCAUCGUCGCGAUCUCUCUACGGGACCGACACCGAGCGACGUCGCGCUCGAGGGGAUUAAAGGAAGAAAAAAAAAACAAGAGGAGAAGACGUUUGGUGGCGGUGCGAGAGGGCGACGGAGGGUGGCGGAGGAAGGGAGCCGCGCGGUGUGAGUUGUGACGAGAGAGCGAACUGCGAGAGGAAGCGGCAGCGACGAGACAGCCAGUCAGUGCCGAGUGCGUCAGAAGCGACGAAUUCGAUCAGCGCUCCCUUUGUCCGCGCUUCGUCUGAGAGGAACAGAGAGAUUCACGAGGGAGAGGAAAAGAGAGAGAGACAGAGAAAUUCGCAACGGAUCCACGGCAUCGUCUCGACGGCUGAUCCAAUCGACAACGGAUUGAUAUCCAAGCUCGACGACGACGACGACGUACCACGCAACCGUCGAGACGGCCGGGUCGAUUUUUAUACGCGCCGUCGUCAAUACGUCGAGAACUCGUUCUCGUCCCGGUCGCGCCGGACCGCGACAUCUCUAAUCGACCGACGACGCGCAUGGUGUUAUGUCGUCGUCGACGGUGACCCGCGUGACUCGUCGUGGCCGGUAACGAAAAGCGCGCGUGUUCUUCGACGGGAAGAGAAGAAGAGAGCAACUUCAGAAUGUAAAAGAGUGUAUGAGAAAGUACGAGAAAGUGUUUGGAAAGGAAAGAUUUAACGGAACGAGGAAGAGAGCGAUCCACCCGGUCACAUUCGGAUAUUCGUUAUAAUAAAGAAAAAAAAAAAGAUAACAAACAAGAAGGAAGAAAAGAAAGGAUUGUAUUGUAGACAAUCAUCGGCUUUCACGUCGCGAGUGCGAGCGAGGGUGAUCGAUGAGAGAUUUCAGAGAUCGCGCGGUGUGUCUGUGUUUACGUAGGUAGUCUCGAGGCAAAGGGUUAUCCUCUUGAAGGAUACGAUAUCGCGGAUACGUGUUUCGUCGAACGAGAGAACGAGAAAGAGAGAUAGCAAAAAGGAGAGAGAGAGAGAGAGAGGGGCGGUUCUUUGUAUGGCCAUCGGGAGGCGGGAAUCGCGUCUCGCCGCGAGGUGGAAUCGAUCGGCGACGAGAAUCGACGGAGAAUCGGGACCGGGUGAAGGGGCCCGCCGGGGGGAGUAUUUUCGUCCGUCGACGGGUGAAAGAAUGGAACAUCGGCGGCAACGGCAACGGCAGCGGCAGCAGCAACAGCGGCGGUGGCGGCGACGCGGCGACAGCGACCGCGGCCUCGACGGUGAAGUCGUCAAACUCGCGGCGGCGGCGGCCCGGUGCCAAUAACCUUCCGCACGAAGAGCACGAGCGAGUGAACAGAAUCGGGAGACUUUUGGUUAAGCCCCGCUUCCACGCGCGGCGAUGAUGCGCUCGCCCUCGUCGCGCGCGACAGAUCGUAAAAUUAGAAGACGUUCGAGGCGACGUCGCGAUCGCCUUCUGCGGUGCCGGUUUUCGACGAUUGCGACGAUUGCGAUGAUUCUCGCCGGAGGCUCCACGGGUGUGACAGUGCGCGUCGUGAGAGUGCGGUUCCGUAGUUUCUCCCGCUGUGCGCGAGUGCCCCGGAAUUUGUGAGUUCGCGUCAAGCCCGGGAUCACCGACCGACCACCUGAAGAAAGAAGGUAAUAGGUCGACCAACGAUCGAGACAGCUUGCUCGUCGCCGAGCGCGCGAGUGCACUACCCCUUCUAGUCCGCUGCAUUUACGAGGGCCGUCGUUUUUUUUCCGCGGUUCCUGGAGAUAAUACAAUUAGUGGAAUUAUCCUUUCUCGAGAAGGGCUUCUCCCCGAUUUCGCUUCGGUUUGUUCAACUGGAGGAGACGCGGUCGCUUCAUUAGUCCGAAUUUCAUUCGUCCGCGGCGCGCAGUCAUCCUGGAUCCUCGCCUCCAAGUCAUCGUCGUCUUAACGGAGAAGCAUGUCUCCCGUAACAUCCGGACUGUCCUUCGCGUCCGGCGUGAGCGCGAGGAUCACGCGCCUGUCAGGACACACGAAGAGACGCUGAUCGCGCGCCACGUGGAUUCGUCGACUGGACGAUACGCUCGCGCGUUCUCGGUGGCGAACCUCGACGAGGACAGAUAGGACGGACGUGAAACAAAUGGACACCAAUGACUAGCUUGGCCCUGUCGGCGGCGGCAAGCAGGAUCGAGAUGCCCCUCUCCAAAACGAAUCCGUUCGUGCAGGCGGGCGCAAUCUCGACACAGCCGUACAUCUCGAGCAGCGAGAGCAGCAACCACCUGCCGCCGAUCAUCAAGGGUACCGGGUUGACCGGCCUGAAGCAGACAGGCGGUGGCGGCGGCGGCGGCGGCGGCGGCGGUGGAGGAGGUGGAGGUGGAGGUGGCGGCGGUGGUGGUGGUGGCGACGAGUCGGUGCCUUACGUGGGUUACCAGAAAUUACCGUGGAAAGGCGAGAGCUACGGCCUGAGUAACUGGCCAGUGAAUUAUAGUUUCAGUCACAAUUCGCAUUCGCAACCCAACAGCCAGUCGAGCAGUCCAGUGGUGAGAAACGGCCGUUCCGAUGGCAAUUCUAACAGUGGAGUUGGCCGUGGCGGUGGAGGCGGUGGCGGUGGAGGUGGAGGAGGAGGAGGAGGAGGCGGUGGCGGCGGCGGCGGCGGCGGUGGUGGCGGAAGUGACAACGGAGGAGGCGUUGGUGGUGGCGGAAGCGGCGGCGGCGGUGGUGGAAGCAGCGGUGGUGUCAGCAACAACAGCAUUGUCAGCGUGAAACCGAAAACGGCGACCAUCACGCCGGAGAUGGUAAUGAAGCUUUACAUGAACAAGCUGACGCCGUACGAGCAUCACGAGAUCUUCAACUACCAGCAAAUCUACUUCAUCGGCGCGAACGCGAAGAAACGGCCGGGCAUCAUCGGCCGGCCAAACAACAACGAGUACGACAACGAACAGGGCUCGUACAUUCAUGUGCCGCACGACCACGUGGCUUAUCGGUACGAGGUUCUCCGCGUAAUCGGCAAAGGCUCGUUCGGUCAAGUGGUCAAGGCCUAUGAUCACAAAACGCACGAGCACGUGGCAUUGAAGAUGGUACGGAACGAGAAGCGCUUCCACCGUCAGGCGCACGAGGAGAUACGUAUACUGCGCAAGCUGCGCGAGCAGGACAAGGACAACACCAUGAACAUCAUCCACAUGUUCGACUCGUUCACCUUCCGCUGCCACAUGUGCAUCACGUUCGAGCUCCUCAGUAUCAACCUGUACGAGCUCAUCAAGAAGAAUAACUUCAAGGGCUUCAGCCUCCAGCUUGUGCGCAAGUUCUCGCACUCGCUGCUCCUCUGCCUCGACGCGCUCUACAAGAAUAAGAUUAUACACUGUGACAUGAAGCCGGAGAAUGUCUUGCUCAAGCAGCAGGGCCGCAGCGGCAUCAAGGUGAACAAUCACGUAAAUAAUUCUAUAUUUAUAGAUAUCGCGCGAUUCUAUUAUUUUCCCGAACAAAUAUAUGUGGUAUAUGUGGUUACUCUUCCAAUUACCGAGUAUUCAAUUGAGUCUAAUCGGUACCGGCGAAUCGAGUAAACGUUUCUUCUUCGA